AUGGUGCUCCCACUCUUGAAACUCGGAACGUUGGCCUUGAAAACCCUAAGCAAACCCUUCGCCAGUAGAUUGAAGCAGCAGGCCGUUCGUCACCCCCGGUUCCGCCAGCUCAUCGUUAACAUGGCCCAGAUGCAACGGCGCAUCUACGGUCACGCCACCGAUGUUGAGAUUCGGCCCUUGAAUGAGGAGAAGGCUGUUCAAGCUGCGGUUGACUUGAUCGGCGAACUCUUUGUCUUCUCGGUUGCAGGAAUUCUCUUAAUCUUUGAGGUUCAAAGGAGUUCUAGAUCUGAGGCAAGGAAAGAGGAGCUACGAAAGCAAGAGCUGGCGAAUGAGAUACAUAAGUGGCUUGUGCAAGACCUUUUUGUGAAAAUUCUACAAGAGGAAAACAUCAAGGAUUUUGUCAAUGCUGUGAGGCAAAAAAAUGAGAGUUUGGCGGAAGAAGUAGAACUUCUUAAGCAAAGAAUUCAAGAAUUGGAACAGAUUGCCCGGGGGCGAGGACUGACUGGCAUUCUAAAGUUCAGACAAGAUAAUACAGAAAUUGGGAAGGCGGAGAAAACUGCUUGA
Sphenostylis stenocarpa is the source of this 564-nucleotide messenger RNA. Lineage: Eukaryota; Viridiplantae; Streptophyta; Magnoliopsida; Fabales; Fabaceae. The record is from the annotation of a GenBank genome assembly.